Mollisia scopiformis is the source of this 348-nucleotide messenger RNA. Its product is annotated as HET-domain-containing protein. The record is from RefSeq and is a predicted model, not a curated record. Lineage: Eukaryota; Fungi; Ascomycota; Leotiomycetes; Helotiales; Mollisiaceae. The annotation marks the transcript as partial. The transcript has a single exon.
CGGCUUCUGAAAAUCCUCCCAGGUCUGGAACAUGCUGUCAUCAAAUGCGAACUCGAAGUCGUUGAUCUCGAAUCUCGUCCACGAUUCGAGGCACUGUCCUAUGUCUGGGGUAAUCCGAACCCACCCAAUACCAUAGAGUGCAAUAAUCAGCCUCACUCUGUGACGCCAAACCUAGCACUUGCAAUAAGGCGCCUUCGCAUGCCGGAUGGGACAAGAGUCGUGUGGAUCGACGCGAUCUGUGUGAAUCAAGAAGACCUCAAUGAAAGGUCGCAACAAGUUCAGUUGAUGCGAGAGAUAUACAGCCAAGCUUGGAGAGUGGUUGUCUGGCUUGGUGAAGAUGAAGAAAGG